Molecule: messenger RNA, 4339 nt
Organism: Eupeodes corollae
Lineage: Eukaryota; Metazoa; Arthropoda; Insecta; Diptera; Syrphidae
Gene: Oseg6
Product: WD repeat-containing protein 19
Exons: 13
Coding region: 181-4278 (1365 amino acids)
Biological process (GO): intraciliary retrograde transport; cilium assembly
Cellular component (GO): intraciliary transport particle A; cilium
Molecular function (GO): protein binding
Source: RefSeq, a predicted model, not a curated record
AAACAUCUCCAUCAUCGCUCGACGCUCUGUACACUGUUCCCAAGCCCUAAAAACAACACAAACACAGUACGAUCGCAAUUAUGCCGACACAUUUAUGAAGAUUCUUAAAACAACAAAAUUAAAAAGGAAAAACCAAGAGAAUCACUCGAAGUAAAGUCUUGGAACACAAUUUAAACUAAAAUGCCUUUUGACAAAAUGCUAUACAAAUACGAUGAACCCCACGGACCCGGUGAUGUGUACUUUAUGUGGCAAAAAGGACUUUCCGGCUCAUACUUGGCCUCAACUGGCUCUGAUGGUUCAGUGGCGAUAUUUAGCCGUCAAGGCCAAUUAGUUGAACGGAUUCUCCUUCAAGGACUAUGCUCAGGUCUUUCUUGGGACUGUGAGGGUGAUCUUCUGUGCAUAAUUACAGCGAGCUCUUCGCAAAUUCUCCUUUGGGAUUCGAAUACCCAGACCAAGCAAGUAAUCGAUUCAGGGUUACGUGAUUCUCUUAGUUGCGUUAUAUGGUCUAAGGAAUAUCAGAUUCUUGCGGUAGGCACUACUCGCGGCAACCUGGCUAUCUAUAAUCACCGAACAUCAAGGCGUAUUCCCAUACUGGGCAAACACUCAAAAAGGGUCACGUGUGGGUGUUGGUCACAGCAGAAUAUACUAGCGCUGGGAAGUGACGAUAAGAGCUUUUCGUUGUCCAACGAAGAGGGAGAUUCAUUGCGAGUAGUCCAGUUGCGAGAUGUACCUUCGGAUAUGUACUUUGCCGAGAUGUCAAACGAUGAGAAAGUCUCUGGAGAGAAUACAGUCAGUAUGAUCAUAGGAAAACGGACAUUGUUUUUGUUUUACCUGCCUGAACCCGAUUCUCCCACCGAACUGGGAUUCCAGAGUCGCUAUGGAUCGUUGUUGCAGCACAAAUGGUUCGGAGAUGGCUAUAUACUGUUGGGUUUUUCCAAUGGGCAUGUUGUGGCAAUAUCCACCCAUCCUAAAGACGUGGGACAAGAGCUUUGGCAAGUUAAGAAUCAUAAGGAAACCCUAUCGGGAUUAGCUUAUUGUCCGGCAUUGGAUAUAGUUGCCUCAUGUGGAGAUGAUACGGUGAAGAUACAUUCGAUAACAAAUCUUCAAGAAACUGAGAAGAUCAUAACCCUGCCCGAUCACUCAACUGUUCAAAUGAUCGAUUGGAGUAGCGAUGGUCAGCUUUUGGCAGUAACAACAAACACUGGAACAAUUUGUACGUUCGUCACUAAACUACAGACUAUGUACGCUGUAUCUCCUCCAAGAAUUGCAAUGCUAAGUAGCUUGGCUGAGGUUUCCAUUUAUGUCUAUUCCCCAGAGAAGUCCAAACCUAUUCCGAUAAAACUAAAUUUAGAAAUCGAGCCUGCGUUUAUUGGUAUCGGUCCGUACCACCUUGUAGCUGGAAUGAACAACCAUGCUUGGUUCUAUGAUUUGGGCAAGACGCUAGGUGAUGAACCGAUGCUUCUCGGCGAUAGGGAAUUUAAUUCGGAAAUUAAGGAUAUCAAAAUAAAUGUCGAUUUCUGUGCUGUGCUGAAUGGAUCGCAUUUGGUUUUGCAGUCCAUUGAAUUGGAUAAUCCCAAUACCAGAGAUAAACCAACUCAAACUUUUCCUGGAGCAAUAUCAGGACUUAGUGAUGCAGUGAUCACAAGUCAUUUGUUAACAAAUGAGUUUCUUAUAUUUGCAACUGAUCUAGGACACUUGAUUUAUUUCUCUUUGGAAAAAUGGGCAUUAAGCAUAAAAUAUAGACAUACUAUGGGAAUCAAAAGCCUUAGCAGUGAUACAGAAGGAACUAAGUUAAUUUUCUUCGAUGAUCAUCAACAGGGUUUUGUUUUUCUUCCGACAACUGAAGAGACUCUUCUAAUAACUGAUUUACCAAAACAAUGCGAAGGAGUUCUGUGGGAUCUGUCAAAAAGUAAUGUGUUUGCCUUGUACGAUACGAAGAUAUGUUCAACUCAUGUCUUUCAGAGGUAUUCAAUAGAAGGAAAACACACUCUAAAAAUAGGCGAAACAAAACUCCUUGCCGCUCAGGUACCUCUUAUGUUGUACGAUGGUGAAUUAGCCCUUUGUGUUGAUGGGGGGCAGUUUUCUACCCUUACGCUAUCUACACACCUUGUUACACCCGGAACCAAAGCUUCAACUAAUUUACAAAACUUAAUCCGUCUUAGAAAAUACGUUGAAGCCUAUAAGGUGUGUGAGCAGAUAAAAUUAAAGGCAUCAUGGUUGGAAUUAGCACAACAGGCCCUAUCCGACUUGGAACCUGAUUUUGCUCUUAAGGUCUAUCGGAAAAUUGGUGAUGCAUCAAUGGUGGCAGCUUUAGAGGAAAUUCGUCAUGUGGAAGAUAUAAACACUCUGUGUGGCUUUUGCUGUCUUUUGUUGGAAAAAUCCGAAGAUGCCAAGGACUAUUUCGCAAAGAGUUCAAAUACCAAAGAAGCAUUGGAUAUCUGUAGGGAUCUGCUGCAAUGGGAACAAGCUAUGCUUUUGGCUGCCAAACACGAUCCUGAUAAAGUUCCUUAUAUUGCUCGUGAAUAUGCCUAUCAAUUGGAAUUUACGGGUAAUUAUGCUGAUGCUUUGUUUCACUAUGAAAAAGGCUAUAAAGAGGAUCUGAUUAAUGGCAAUCAUGUGCCGGUGGAAAAUUCAUCACUCGACCUCGAGGAGCAUGUGAGAUUGUGCAAGGCAGGAAUUGCCAGAACUUCAAUACGAACUGGAGACUUCAGACGAGGAAUCCAAUAUGCAGUAGAGCUUGACGACAAACAGCUACUUAGUGAUUGCGCUGAGUCUUUAGCUACUGUCGGCCACAUAACUGAAGCUGCUGGCCUCUAUGAAAGAGGACAAUUUUACGACGAAGCUUGUUUUCAUUAUAUCUCUGUGAAAAUGUGGAAUAAAGUGAACCAAAUACUACCGAAUGUAACUAGUACUAAAUUGCAUGCAACCUAUGCCAAGGCCAAGGAAGCCGAGGGACAGUUCAAAGAAGCCAUUUCUAGCUACCGAAUUGCCGGGGACUUAGACGCAGUAGUUCGUAUAUAUCUUGAUCAAUUGCAGGAUCCACAUUCAGCAUCGGAGAUAGUUCUCGAGUCACGGUCCGUGGAGGGUGCAAAAAUGUUGGCGAAAUUCUUCCAGAAGAUCGGAGACAUCGAACAAGCUCUGCAGUUCUUGGUGAUUUGUGGAUGUGUCCAGGAAGCAUUUUCUCUGGCACAACGUCACAACAAGCUCCGACAACACGGGGAACUAUUGGAACGCUAUGAAAACGCGAAGUCGGCUGACUACCUUGCGUUAGCCCAUUAUUUCGAAAGUGAAAAGCACACUUUGUUAGCUGGCAAAUAUUAUUUCCUGGCUAGAGAAUUUUCCAAAGCAUUGAAGUACCUUCUCAAAGCAUCGUCUUUUACCAGUGAAGAAUCUCCAGCACUUUCAAUGGCUAUAGACUGUGUUGCUUCUUCGAAUAGUGAUCAGCUGGCAAGUCAACUGAUCGAGUUUCUACUCGGGGAAGUCGAUGGCUCGCCGAAAGAUCCACGUUACCUAUUUCGUUUGUAUAUGGCAAGGAAGCACUAUAAGGAUGCUGCUAAGACUGCAGUUAUAAUUGCCAAUCAAGAGCAAUUAGCUGGAAAUUAUAAAGCAUCCAGAGACUUACUAUUUUCAAUGUAUCAGGAAUUGAGACGAAACAAUCUAUCGGUGACAUCGGAUAUGAGACAUAAUUUAAUUUUGCUCCAUCGAUAUACUUUGGUGCGAUUGCAUAUUAAAUUGGGGAAUCAUUUACUAGCUGCUAAGCUUUUAAUUGAAGUUGCAGCGAAUAUUUCACAAUUUCCAGAACAUAUAAUUCCAAUUCUAACAUCAACCGUCAUCGAAUGUCAUCGUGCUGGAAUUAAGAAGUCAGCCUUCACUUAUGCCUCAAUGUUGAUGCGUCCCGAUUAUCGCAAUCAAAUCGAUCCAAGGUAUGCGAAAAAAAUCGAGUCGAUUGUAAGAAAAGCCCCAAAAGGAAUAAAAGACUUUAAAGACGAAUUCGAAGACGAAACAAUGGAAUGUCCAAUAUGUGAUGCAAAUCUACCUAAUAUGGAAGUUACUUGCUAUAGCUGUAAGACCACGUUACCCAUAUGCAUUGCAACGGGUCAACAUAUAAUCAAAAGUAAUAUGACAUCCUGUCCGGAAUGUGAUUUUCUGUGUUUCCGUUCGGAAAUGGAAAAAAUUCUCUCAGAAUCCAAUAAAUGUCCAAUGUGUGGAGAAAAUGUUGACCCUGGACGAUUGCUUGACGUGGAGGAUAUUCGUCCUUAUAUAUUAUCGAUAACUUAGUUAAAUAAGGUUUUUAGUAUUUAAAUUUAGCAAUAAUUUAUUUAUUUAUUUAUUAUUUGAA